Messenger RNA from Xyrauchen texanus (razorback sucker), 3815 nucleotides. RefSeq lists its product as uncharacterized. NCBI's taxonomy places the organism in Eukaryota, Metazoa, Chordata, Actinopteri, Cypriniformes, Catostomidae. The record is from RefSeq and is a predicted model, not a curated record. Bases 331 to 1251 code for a protein of 306 amino acids. The transcript is spliced from 7 exons.
UACUUUUCAAAACAGUGCAUAUUUUGUCACGUUAUCGAGUUAGAUAACACUGUUGUAGACGCUCCUUCGCGGGUUUUAAAACAUGAAAUUAUUCAAAAGUCCGUCUAUCUAUUUGGCAGAAUUGAACCACAAUGACAGUACUCGCUACGCAGAAAUGUAGAAAGGGCUUUUAAAGAGUUUGUAGCAUUUUGUGUAACUAGCUACUUUAGCAAAUCUAGCUAGCUGGCUAAUUUAACAAGUAAUCUCUUGCGAAAUAAUUACAAAGUGAAAAAAAAAUUGAACCCUAAAAAACGGAAAUACCUUAGUAGUUUAUACUCUGCGGAUAAAAAUAUGCCUCUACUGGGAAAUCACAAGAUCUUGCGUAUUUUUCUUAUUGUCCUUUCUCAAUUUGUUUACAUCACUACUUUGAUUGUCAACGCUCUCGCGGGACCGGGAAAAGGCCCAUUUCAGCACAGUACAAGAAAUGUGUCGGGGAGAUAUGACACACAGAUCACUCCUGCUGGAUGGACCUUCUCCAUAUGGGCUCUCAUCUAUUCCUGGCUCUUACUAAUGAACAUUUAUAUAAUGACUUGGCUAUGCAGAGGGUUGUGCUCAAGCCCAGCAAUCCUGCCCUCUGAAUUCUUUCUCUCAUGGAUCGUCAACAUGAUUCUGAACAGCACCUGGCUUGUCUUGUGGGACAGAGAAUUGAUGAUCCCUGCACUGAUAGUUCUUGCUCUGAUUGCUUUUACCAACUACCUGUUGAUCCUCUUCUCUUGUAUUGGUCUUCGGGCUCAUGGAUCAUGGCUCAAACAGAACCACCCAAAAGACCUUGUCUGCAUCAUAGUGCUGGUUCAAAAUGGUAUUGCCAUUUAUGCAACAUGGACAACCAUUGCCACACUGCUCAACUUCACAGUUGUGUUGAAUUUGGCAUCAGUUUCUGCAACAAAUGCGGCUACAGCUUCUUUAUGCAUUCUUCUGUUGGUAGUAAUUAUAUGGUUUACUUUUGAAAACUUAGUAAUAGAGAACCACGUCCGCUACAUCCUUACCGUUUACCCUGUCAUUAUCUAUGCUCUAAUUGGAAUCUUAACUAAGCAUUACGAUGCAUCAGCGCCUGGCCGAAAUGCAGUCUUUUCAGUGGUGCUUCUUGUGAUGACCUGCAUUGUGUUAGUGGUUCGGGUGGGGCUGGUGGUUUGGAGACACCGGACUCGGCCUCUCAUCCGUGAAGUCACCUCUGAGGUCCUGAUGUCACCAAAUAGCGGCACUGAAAAGUAACAAUGUGUGUGGUCGUAAAGGCUCAAGUGCUUUUCACGGAACAUUAGAGAUUACGUGUCCUGAACAAUAACCCCUGCAGGUGUGCAGUACCUGGAUGAAUGAUUUUCAGCCUUGACAAAAUCUUUAAAAAUGCAUGUUACUGGAUCUGUUGUCAGUUAUACGUAAUAGUGGGCUGAAAUUGCAAAUGGGAGCAAUUUUGUAUCUAUUUUGAACUCGAGCCGUGCCAAAUUUGGAAUCAUAAUUGUGCCUUUUGUGGUUUUGUGAUGUUCUAUACUGUUUUGUGUAUAAACAGUAACUAAUACUGAACACUAACCUGUGUGAGUGUGACCAUAAAUAUCAGUAUUAUAUCUAACUAAUUUUGUUUGGUAUUUUACAUAAAGUAUAUUACAAAGUUUAUGUAUAUUGUACUAUUAUGUAUUUUGAUACAGAUUGCAAUUUUCAUUUAUUCUUUUAUAAAGAUAUUAAGUGUAUACAUAAAAUGUAAAAUUAAUAUUCUGUGAUCAAAUGUUUAGCUCAAUCAACACCGUUUAUGGCAUAAUGUUGAUUACCAAAAACAAAUAUUUUGACUAGCCCUUCAUUUAUGAAAAAAAAUACAAUGUAAGUGAAUGGACUCAGUCCAGAAACGAUAAAAUACACACUGUUUCAAAAUAAUAGCCAUAAAAUGUAAAUGGUAUUCAUGUUUGGUGCAGUGAGAUCCAGCAGAUGGAAAAUUACUUCAAUAAAUCAGAUAUGUAGAAGGAAUAACAGUCUUUAAUUUGUAAAAAUUAAUAAAUGAAUAAAAAUUAAUUAAAUCAAUUUUAAAUAAAUGUUUGAUUAUAAAAUGCUAAGUAGAUAUAUCUUAAGGAUAUAUCUAAGGACUAAGUCCUGGAAUAAACAUAAUAAUACAAUGCCUUGUCUUUGUCUAAUGUACUAAAUAAGUAACCGAGUCAAGAUGAGGCCUCAAAGUUGGUGAUCAGAAGCAAAGAGCUAUAGGGUUCAGAUGUUAGUCUGAAGACCAAAAUCUAAAUUAAGGUCUUUAUACCUUCUUGAGGUUGUGCCAAUAAAUACUUUUUAUUUCUUUUUUACAGUGGGCUCUGCACAAUUGAUGCAGCUGUAACUCAAGGUGUCAGGUCAUAAUGUUAUGCCCUAAGUGCGAAAUGUGCGGUUAAGUGGAAGGCAUAUGUACAAAAAUAAUUUGUGCAUACAUUCUUGUUAAAAUGCUUGUAAUUAUCAUGCUCAGAAAAGUGCACACAGAGGUGUUUAAAAAGGCAUCCUGUGUGUGCAGACUGUGCCAAACAAUAAUAUUUAUGAAACUUAGCUCUCUCUCUGCAACCAGCUCUGAAAACUCAUCAAGUCAAAAGGACAACAAGUUCAUAUACUAAGAGUCUAAAAUGUGCCAUGCAACACAGGAACAUUGGGGACAGAAAGCACAAACCAUUUACAAGGAUAGAGAAGGAGCAUAAAGUAAUCUUCUAACACACACACACACACACACACACACACACACACACACACACACACACAUUGAACAUAUAAGGCUCAAGUCUGGAAAUAUGCAUGUAUAAACACAGGAGUCAAGGAUGGGUAUAGAAGGAAUACAUGCAUUAUCAAUACAGGGAUAUUGCCAUUUAAGCUGAUUACAUGAUUGUGAAGUAUAUGAUUAUAUUCUUAUUAUCGUUGAGUACAUAAAUGUGGAUACAUGAAUAUGCUUGUAUAAUAUAAAUAAGCAAACGUGUAAAAUAUAGGAAGGUCUCUAGCCACUUGCAUCAAUGUUAACAUGGUUUUAGUGUGAUAACAUUGCUUGCUAACCUUAUCUUUGUAAAGUUAUAUCCAAUACCGGGAUUGCAAGGUUUCGUUAUCAUGUCUACAAAGUUGUAAUCUAGAUAUAUCUUUACAAAGAUAAGUAAAGAUAUAUCUAGAUUAAUAAGCCCCAUUCACUUCCAUUGUAAGUGCCUCACAGGAACAAUUUUUUUUUUUUUAAACAUAGGAAGUAUUAGUUAAAAUGAUGCUUUGUGGUAAUCAACAUUAUGCCACAAAUGCUGUUGAUUGAGCUUAACUUGUAUUGAACCCAGAGUAUUCCUUUCAAAAAUGACUAAACACAAAAUGCACUCAUGCAAGAAUGCUCUUAUUAUUAAUGACAAGUAAAAAUGUUAUUAGAGACCAGAGAACAAGAGAGACUGACACAGCUUAGUUGCAUAAUACUCACUAAGAAGACUGAGUCAUAACAAACAUGUUUGGCAACACUUUGUGUUAGUUCAGUGUAAGUACCUGGCAACCCACCUUGGUGUGGCUCAUAAGCUGUUGAAAUCUCUGGGCUUUCUGCAGUGAUUAAAAAGACAUUCAGCUUUGCUGCAAAUCGUUUGUGCCUUGUAAGAACACACAUUUUGAUCAUGGCUCUUCUUCUACAUUUACUUUGGUGUGGAUGUGAACUGAAGCAUCCUGUCAUGCACAUUGUUGCCCUUUGGAAUGAGCACUUCUGGCAACAGCUGGAGAAAAUUUGACCCUGUGUACUUUGGUUUGUUCACUACAGGAUGAGACUAAUGAAAAAAUAAAUGACAAAUAAAGAACCUUUUUUCCUCCCAGGA